Molecule: messenger RNA, 1791 nt
Organism: Punctularia strigosozonata HHB-11173 SS5
Lineage: Eukaryota; Fungi; Basidiomycota; Agaricomycetes; Corticiales; Punctulariaceae
Exons: 3
Coding region: 230-1699 (489 amino acids)
Source: RefSeq, a predicted model, not a curated record
CCGGGGCAACUGAGAAGAAACAUAAAUUGAAGGCGAACCCAGUUAUAGCGCCGGCGCUCGCAUCGUUAACCAACACACCUGCGGCACACGCUCGUUGACGCCCUCAUAACAGCCGCUUAUCGGCCUUGCACCGUCACCCUCUGCUCCUGCUGCCAGCGAUAGCCUGAUCCCGACCAUAGGACUGGUCGGAGCUCUACAGAGCCCCAGUCUGUUCAUUCGAACCCGCACCAUGCGUCCGAAGCUGCCCUCGCUCCCGCUCCCGCUCCGGCCCAGACUAAGACGACGUCAGCGACCCGCGCCGUCCGACUCGCUCUGCAGCCGGCUGCCGCCCGAAGUCGUCGUCGUCAUCCUCUCGCAAGUCUACGACCUCACGCGCUGGCAGCCCUCCGACGCCGCGCCGACCUCGCGCUACUUCAACCACUGGCUCGCCGACUCCCCCGCGCACGCGACGCCCGCCGCGCUCAGCCAGACCGACUUCCUCGCCCUCCUCCGCGUCUGCCGCGGCUGGUACCUCGCGGGCGUCGCCGCGCUCUACGCCGAGCCCUUCCUGCCCUCCCCGCGCGCGCUCAAGCUCUUCGCGCGCACGGUCACCGCCCGCGCGGACCUCGCCGCGCUCGUGCGCACGCUCGUGCUCGUCGAGCCCCCGUUCAGGUUCAGCUGGGUCCGCGUGCUGCUCCUCAGCCGCGGCCGGCGGGAGCGCACGCACCGGCGGCAGGCCGAGCGCGCCGAAGGCCGCUUCUACGCCGUCGUCGCCGCGUGCGCGAAGGUGGACGCGGUGUGCCUGCGCUCGCGCCGGAACACGCACUCGCUCCUCCCGCUCAUCGACGCCUCGGCGACGGGCAUCGCCCGCCUCCGCCGCCUCACGCUCUGCGGCUGGCAGUGGCGCUCGCUCUCGGACACGCUCGCGCUCGGCGCCGCGGUGGCGGGAGGAGCGGGAGGAGCGGGCGACCACCCCGCCGCCGCCGCCGCCGCCUCCGACGCGGCUCUGCGGGGCCUCGAGGAGCUCUCGCUCUCCGACUUUUACCUCCCGCAUUACUUCCGCUUCCCGACGCUGCCCGCGCUGCGGACGCUGCGCGUGUCGGGCACGAUCACGGACAUCUUCGAGCCCGUGUUCGUGGUCCCGCCGUUCGAGGCGCUGCGGACGCUGGAGAAGAUCGAGCUGCAGGGGAACUGCUGGUACGACUACGCGCUGACGCAGUGCAUACAGUCGUACGCGGGCACGCUGAAGGAGCUGAGCCUGAUCGGCUCGGACGAGCUCUGCAUCGCGCGCACGCUCGACCUGCAGGCGUUCGAGGCGCUGAGGCGGCUCGUGAUCGGCCCGCUCGAGCCGGACCAGAGCCCGUUCGAGGUGGUGCGGGUGCCGGCGUCGCUGAGGGUGCUGGUGGCGCAUUCGAUGGUGGGGUGCGCGCGGGGCACGGCGAGGAAGGUCGAGUAUUUCUUUCGGAGCGCGGGGGAGAUGGGGCGGUAUUUGGGGAACGGGGCGGAGUUGGCGGCGGGGAGGAGGAAGGGCGCGAGGUUGGCGGCGAAGGUGGUGGGCGGGGCGCCGCCGGAUUUGGCGUGCUUGUGUCGGGAGUGGAGCAUACCGCUCGAGGAGAUGGACCCGGACGAUGUUGAGCUCGUCGACGACGAGAAGCCGCUGACGUCGUCGCUCACGAUCUCGUUCCUGCCUUCAAAAUGGGAAGACGUCUACGUUCUUUGAAAUUAAACCGACGCCUCUGCUCCGUGUCCAUGAACACUUUCUGAUCUGCCCUCCUUCCUCCCCCUCUCCCUGCUCUGUCGAUCAAAACACCC